AUGGAUUCUCCAACUGAACGUAUGCCCAUCGCUUGCGUACAUUGUGCAAAGGCAAAGGCAAAAUGCGAUAAGAAGAUGCCCUGUUCGAGAUGUUUCAGCAAGCAAAUUGUGUGUCAGGCGAGAGCCACUCGAAGGUCUCUACAGAAACCGUCUCAAAGACGUCAUAACCCUCUCCAGCGACCCAACUCAGACCGGACUCUCCACGCCUCUCCUAUAUAUCAUCCAUUACAAGUACCAAGUUUUCCCGCUGCCAACCAAGGCCUCAACGGAUAUUCUACACCCCUCAAUGGAGUCCACCCAAACCUCCAUGGAGUCCACCCAGACCUCAAUGCAAUCCUCCCAGACCUCAAUGCAAUCUUCCCAGACCUCAAUGGAUAUUCCACAGGCCCCAAUGGAUAUUCCACAGACCUCAACGGAUAUUCCACAGGCCCCAAUGGAGUCUCCCCAGGCUUCAAUGGAGUCCACCCAGACCUCAACGGAUAUUCCUCAAGCGUCAAUGGAGUCUCCCUAGGUGUCAAUGGAGUCUCCCCAGGUGUCAAUGGAGUCUCUCCAGACCUCAACGGAUAUUCCCCAGGCGUCAAUGGAGUCACCCUAGGUGUUAAUGGAGUCUCCCCAGAACUCAACGGAUAUUCCCCAGGCGUCAAUGGAGUCUCUCCAAACUUCAAUGGAAUUACACCGCCCCUAAUGGCUCACCCAGAGGCUCCAUUUCACUCACUUCUCGGCCCAUGA
This is a messenger RNA of Exophiala mesophila, 729 nucleotides long. RefSeq lists its product as uncharacterized. The coding region runs from base 1 to 729 and encodes 242 amino acids. The transcript is spliced from 3 exons. NCBI's taxonomy places the organism in Eukaryota, Fungi, Ascomycota, Eurotiomycetes, Chaetothyriales, Herpotrichiellaceae. Gene Ontology annotation, biological process: regulation of DNA-templated transcription. The record is from RefSeq and is a predicted model, not a curated record. Gene Ontology annotation, molecular function: zinc ion binding; DNA-binding transcription factor activity, RNA polymerase II-specific.